Molecule: messenger RNA, 479 nt
Organism: Aspergillus steynii IBT 23096
Lineage: Eukaryota; Fungi; Ascomycota; Eurotiomycetes; Eurotiales; Aspergillaceae
Exons: 1
Coding region: 124-366 (80 amino acids)
Source: RefSeq, a predicted model, not a curated record
UUUGAACAGGAUUCAGCUUACUGCCACAUAUCACUUUCUUCUUAUAUCAUGUUUUUGAUUCCCUUUUUUUGUUAUUCAUUCCUCGUGCCAUUUAAGCCAGGGCGGCUGUUCUUAUAGACUGACAUGCACAUGCGAGCAACACGACGACGAAACCAGGUUUGGAGAAUAGAAAUGGCACGGAGGCUUUGUUUUUGGCUGUUCCAAAAUCUUUUCCAUUGGGCAUCUUGCGUUUUUUGGAGUCAACUAACGGCCCCCCUUUUUUUUGUCUUAGAUUCUUGUGAAAUGUUUUUUGUUUUUCUUUUUCCUUCUUCUUUUACCUGUGCAUUUUUGGUAUGUACUUACAGCAAGCCUACGACUACGAUCUGAUUUCUAUCACUGAUGAUGCUUUAUUAAUGGACCGGGAGUUGGAUUGGUUUUUCUUUUCAUCUUGAUCUAUAGCCAGAGACAUUGACACAAUUUGAAAAAUUUGGUCAACUUCC